AUGCACGGCUACUUUAUGGACUGCCGGCUCCACGCCAAGCUGAAAGCCGCGCUGGAGCCCUUCGCCUUUGAGGAGUACCGCAAGCAGAAGGUGAAGGAGAGGCUUGAAGCCAAGCGCACCAUGCGCACCAGGAUCAGGAACUCCAGCAAGGUCAAUGUGAACCCCAGCUUCCACCAGCAGCUGCAGGAUACGGCGGAAGAAGGCACAUCUGCCGGAGCUUCCAAGAAGAGGAAGGAGGCCGCGGACAAGGCGAAGCGGAUCCUCGAAGAUCAGCGCUUCCAGGCCGGAAGCGGACCGCGUUAA
Molecule: messenger RNA, 303 nt
Organism: Effrenium voratum
Lineage: Eukaryota; Dinophyceae; Suessiales; Symbiodiniaceae
Source: the annotation of a GenBank genome assembly